AUGAUAAGAAUAUUUAAAUUGCUAAUAAGAUUCUCAGUAAUUCUAUAAAUGAUGGAUUUUGUAAAAGUAAGAUUUAAUUUGCUUUAAUAUUAUAUCGUGAUCAUCAUCCCUUUAAAGAAAUAUCUUCUCCAACCUUAAUAUUAAGUGAUUAUACUGAUUCUGAAAUUUUAUCCAAAUGCUGUACUUGAUGGAUUACAUGAAUAAUCUUAAUUAUCUUGGUUAAAUAAAAACUCAUAGAAAUUUGUGAUUCUCUUAACUCAAGUUCCUCCUCAUGGUCAUUUAAAAUAUCAAAGUUUUGAUGAUAAUUAUCCAAAAGGAUGUCCUUGUAAUCUUAAAGAGAUUGAAGUACUAAAAAAUUAUAAAAUGAAAUAAAUUCAUUUAAUUAUUCCUAAAUUGAGUUGUUAUCAAAUCUUAUGA
This is a messenger RNA of Paramecium sonneborni, 417 nucleotides long. The record is from the annotation of a GenBank genome assembly. Lineage: Eukaryota; Ciliophora; Oligohymenophorea; Peniculida; Parameciidae.